AUGCAGCUCGGAGUCUCAGACUUACUCUUUGCAGGGGCUGUGCUGCGGCAUAUGCAUCGGAUGUCGGGAGGGUGGAAAGCAGAGGAAAUUGACGAUCGAUUGAUAAUUCGAAAGAAUCCCAAAGGAAAUAAAAGAGUAGAAAGAAUAAUUGUUUCCGUUGAAGGCCUCAAUAAAGAGGCUGUUGAAAAGUUUCCAAUAGUGUUUGCGAGCGGUCCUGAGUUUUUUCAAGUUAUUUUUAUUAUAAUGGCGGUGAUGAGAGGAGCGAACUUUGAACAAGACGAGAAAAAGCUUUUAGAUCUACUACCUCUUAUGUUGGCUUGGAGUGCAGUAGCAAGACAAGAAAUAGCCUUUUAUGCAUUUGUUACCUUCCCCUUCAAAUAUAUUCUCCCAGCUCUUGCGAGUUUAUCCCCGUCGAAAGAACAAACAGACCACCUUGACGCACUCACCAAGCUGCAAACAAAAGUGCAUAAAGAAUAUCCAAAUGUAGACAAGGAAGAAAUUGAAUUGCAGCUCGACCUUUCAAAUUCAGUUGAAAAAUCUGUCUUUGAAAUCUUAAAGAAAAAAGUCUAUACUUUUCUGUCUUAUUUAAUGUAA
Molecule: messenger RNA, 594 nt
Organism: Eimeria acervulina
Lineage: Eukaryota; Apicomplexa; Conoidasida; Eucoccidiorida; Eimeriidae
Product: Trichohyalin, putative
Exons: 5
Coding region: 1-594 (197 amino acids)
Source: RefSeq, a predicted model, not a curated record